AUCCCCGCCCACAGCGGCGAAACUCCUCCCCCUGGUGUUGCUGCGAUAUUACUGCUGUGUAUAGGCACUAUUGGGCAGUUUCUCCAGUUCUGCUCUGCUCACAAACACACACACCAUGAUGAACACACGCAACACACUCUGCUUAUGCUGUAUUCUCAGUCUGCUGUGGUGCACGAGCUGCGCGCCACCGACCUGUUACUCGCGCGUUCUGGAGCUCAGCAGAGAAAUCACGACUAUUCUGGACAAACUACACACAACUGUGCGCACGAAAGCGUGCGCAGUGCUCCUGCCGACGGUGUUCCUGGACCCGCAUAACUCCUGCAUCAGGACCAAACUGCGGGAUCUUCUGUAUGUUGUGGAGAAUCUUCCAGUUGAACUCUGCAGAGAGCGACCACGAGUCCGUCUGCUGAGGCGCCGCACACACACACUGCUCAACAUCAUCAGCCGCGCCUGCCACCGGAAACAGGAAACCCCAGCGCUCGAUACACAGAGGACCGACUGCAGCGGCUCGUGGAGGACGACUGAGGAGUGGACACACACACACACACACACUCUCUUUCUGAGAACAACAACAAUACACACACCAAGAUCAACACACACACACACAUCAGUCACAUAACACCAAAAGCUUCGUAAUACUGCAGUAAAACAUGAUAAACAAGCACUUACCUCUAUAUUCUGUUUGUGUGUGUGUGUGUGUGUGUGUGUGUGUGUGUGUGUGUGUGUGUGUGUGUGUGUGUGUGUGUGUGUGUGUGUGUGUGUUUGCAUUCCACUGGCAAGGGAAGAAAUUCCAGAGGAAAUCAGCAGAAUGGCGUUCCUUCAUCUCGCAGCGUCAGGAACACUGCAGGGGCUGUUCUGUUCUUACUCUGCAUGUUUAUUAACACAACACACACACACACACACACACACACACACACACACGACAUGCAUAAUCUACAUUUACAGCAGUCAUCGCUCAGAUAUAUCCUCAUGCUUGGCUCGGUUACGUCUCGGCUCAGUCGUGUGUUUCACUGUUCCACCAUGUCUGACUUCACUAAUGAAUAAAGUGUGUGAUUAAGGA
Molecule: messenger RNA, 1060 nt
Organism: Danio rerio (zebrafish)
Lineage: Eukaryota; Metazoa; Chordata; Actinopteri; Cypriniformes; Danionidae
Source: RefSeq, a predicted model, not a curated record